CUCAUCUGUGCUCAGUUUUCUCGCAAACAUCAUCUCUGUUUCUCUCAGGAUUCUCUUGCGUUUGCUAUUUUUCUGUGUGGCUAAGCAUCUUAGGAUCAGGUUUGAGUUAAUUGUGCUAGCCAUCUUUCUCUGAGCCUCUAAGCAUAAUGGCUGAACUCGUCCUUCACUUCGUCACCCCAAUCAUAGAGAAUGCUGUUUCUAAAGCAAUUUCACUUGCUGCUGCACAAAUCAGCAUGGCAUGGGGUCUGGAGAAGGAGCUGACGGAGCUCACUCAAACACUGAGUAUGAUCCAAGGAUUGCUUCAAGAUGCUGAAGGGAGGCAAGAAAGCAAUCCAGCCAUAUGGAAUUGGUUACAGCAGCUCAGAGAUGUAGCUUAUGAUGCAGUGGAUGUACUGGAUGAGUACGGUUAUGAGGUUCUUAAGCACAAAGUUCAGACUCAACGCCGAAAGAGGAAACAGGUGCGCACCUUCUUUGCUCUUUUCAAUCGCAUUGCCUUUCGUCUUAGCAUGGCUGAUAAGAUUAGGGAGAUUAAUAGGACUCUGGUUAAAAUCAACAACCAUGGGGUUUCAGAUUUGCUGAUCAAAUUUAGUGACCAAAGUCAUUCCACUGCUGGUGCAAGGCCAUAUCCUAGGACAGAUUCCAUCCUUGAUUGUUUAAAAUUUGUAGGAAGGGAUAAUGAUGUCUUAGAAAUUGUCAACAAGCUGGAGAACAUAAGGAGUCAACAUCUCCUCUCUGGCAUUUCAAUAGUAGGCUUGGGGGGCAUAGGCAAGACAACAUUAGCAAAAUCAAUAUGCAGUAUGGUAAAAGAACAAAAGUUGUAUGAUCUGGUGGCUUGGGUUUGUGUGUCCGAGGAAUUUGAUGAGAAAACAAUAUUGGGAGAUAUGUUAGAAUACCUUGAUGGCUUUGCUGGUCAAAUGAAUAAUAUAGACGCACUUAUUCAGAAGCUUGGGCAGAAGUUAGAAAAUAGAACAUUUCUUUUAGUUCUUGAUGAUAUGUGGAAUGAUGAUAGAGACAAGUGGGAUAGUUUUAAAUCUCGUUUGUUAAAAAUUUUAAAAACCAGUGGAAACUCCAUUCUUGUGACUACUCGUAGUGAUACGGUAGCAUCCAUAAUGGAGGCACUUCCAAUGCAAAAACAUGAUAUGGUAAAGCUAUCAGAUCAUGAAUGUUGGUUGAUAAUUGAGGGCAUAGUUCUCAGAUCAUCAACAGAAACUUCAAUACCUUUGGAUUUAGAAGGUAUUGGACAAGAAAUUGCCAAAAAAUGUGGUGGGUUGCCAUUAGUUGCAAGUGUAAUUGGAGGAGCACUGAGUCAUGAAAUGAAGACAGAUAAGUGGCAAGAGAUCCUAGAUGAUGAAGCAUGGAUUUUGCAAGAUGAAAAUAAGAAGAUUUUAUCUAUAUUGAAAAUUAGUUUCGAUCGUUUUCCUUCAUCCUUAAAAACGUGCUUCUCUUAUUGUUCAAUUUUUCCAAAGGAUGCUGUCAUUUUCAAAGAUGAUUUAAUUCAACUUUGGAUGGCUCAAGGGUUUCUUCACAAUUCUAAUGGAAGCCUUGUGGAAAUGGAGGAUAUUGGUAAUGAGUAUUUCAAUGAGUUGUUAUCUAAUUCUUUACUUCAAGAUAUUAAAUGGGAUCUUUAUGGGAAUAUUGAAUCUUGCAAAAUGCAUGAUGUAGUGCAUGAUCUUGCAUUGCUUGUGUCAAAAGGUGAGACUUUGGUUUGGGACACUAGUUGCAAUUUUGAUGUUCAGAAUUGUAGUACUAUUCGACAUUUGAGAGUCCAGUCCAAUGGAAAGGAUCUUCCAACCAUUCCAAGAAGUGUUGCUCAAAGGUUGCAUUCUUUGUUUUCAGAUGUUGAUGUUUUUUGUAGCAUGGCAUCAGAUCUCAAAAGCUUGCGAUCCUUGAAAUUAAUGGCAGAUCAGAAUAAGAAGUUGCCGACUUCUCUCGGCAAAUUGAAACAUUUGAAGUACCUUGAUAUCUCAAGAGCUUAUGUAACAGUAGCACCAAAAACCUUCUCUAAGCUCUAUAAUUUGCAAACUUCAAAAUUUCUCGAUUGUGGUCCCAAUGGCAUAGCAAAUCUCAUCAGCUGGAGGCAUAUCUAUUCUAUUCAUCCAUAUGAUAUAUCUAUCAUGCAGUUAACCUCCCUUCGAACAUUAUCACACUUUGUUGUCGGCACAAAAAGGGGAUUCCAGAUUGAAGACCUUGGAUGCUUAAGCCAACUUGGAGGAAAACUAGGGAUUUUGAAGCUUGAACAUGUAAGAUCCAAAUUAGAAGCCUCUAAAGCAAACCUGAAAGAAAAGACCAAAUUGCAUCAAUUGGCAUUACAUUGGAGUAGUGGCGAUGAAAGAGCAGUCAACAACAACAAUGAUGAAGAGGUUCUAAAAGGCCUUCAACCUCAUUCAACUUUGAAAAGCCUCACUAUUAAUGGUUAUAAAGGAAAGAUGUUCCCAUCUUGGAUGGGGAAUGAUAUCAAUAGUUCUGGUCCUUCAUUCCUUCUUUACAACAUGGUGGAGUUGCA
Molecule: messenger RNA, 2503 nt
Organism: Rubroshorea leprosula
Lineage: Eukaryota; Viridiplantae; Streptophyta; Magnoliopsida; Malvales; Dipterocarpaceae
Source: the annotation of a GenBank genome assembly